AUGCGUAAACAGUAUCAUGUAUUUUUGUUCCUACACAAAAUGGAACUUGAUGCAGAGCGCGCAUUUUCCUACGUGAUUCAACAACAACUCACCACCCCGAGAAUACAAAUAGCUUUCAUAAGAAAUUACAGGUAUGCAAAAAAGAAAACUUUUUUAUUGACUUGCUACUUGUACUUUCAUCUCAGAUCAUCGACAACUUCCUUCGAGAGCUACAACAAACUGGUUGUGCAUAUCUUACACCACGCCGUGUACAUUUUUUCAACAAUACAGAUACUGGAUGAAUCUUCAGUAAACCCUCUCAUUUCAAAAAUUUAUUCGUGAUCGCGUUUUGGUCUUUUUGAACAACAAAAUUCUACAUCACCCUCUCGUUAAUAGUAAUACGUUUGACAUCAAACAAUAUGAACAUGAAUAGGAUUGUGUUGAAUCUGUGCGCGUAUCUCAAAGAAUCAUCAAGUAUUGAAACUUCAAGAACAGCUGACGCGCUUCUGUCGAACUUGAAUUUUCCUGCGAAAUUUUGGCAUCAACGUAGUACCGGUUGAGUAAGGACAAACGAAGACGAACUAGAACACUAUUUUUCACACGACAUAUUGGUACUCAUUCGAAAAAUGCUAAAAACCCUCACCCCUUCGAUUCAGUUUGAAAAGUAUCUCGACCAUGCGAUUCGUAUUGGUUCAAAAUUUAUCUACUUACGAUUAUAACUAUACGUCCACGAAAGCCUAGCUGAGGGCCGCUGACAGGGGGACUUGUCCCGUCCGUCGCCGGCAGCUUCUCGAAUAAACAUACAAGCUCUUCCCUUUCGGAUAAGCAUGGCACUACUUACAAAAAAAAACUACAAAAAAAGAAAAAGUCGCUCACUGCAUUGAAUUGAAUAGGCCUCGAAGAAGGUUUUAAGUCUCACCACUCUGUCGGCCCCCACCAAACUCUUGCAGUUGAACACGCUGCAAGAAAGGGAAAAUAAUGAAGCACGGUCAUCCACAUAUGGACGUGCUUCUCCCGUUGAGCCAGAAGAUAUCUUUAAUAACAAGAACAUCUUCGACCCGCCACGCAUCUUUUUCGAUGAUGAAACAAGCACAUAAUUCACUGUGUAUAUACCAGCCCACCUCUGCGGAUUCCUUCAGAUAUCAAUGAUGUUGUGAUACACGUAGCACUUCUAAGAGCAACAGACGGUGCAGGGCUGCUUGUCAUCUUCUUACCACGUCCCCCACGAACUACAUGGAACUAGAAACUACGAUACAAGUAUAGGAAGUAGACGAGCCGGAUCCUCGCUACCUCCAAUAGAAGACCUCUUCAAGAAACUCAUUUACCACUUCAGGCCCUCCAAUUCAAGACCCUUCUUGUAAGCACACUCUCAACAAACUCAUCAUUUACACACGUCCGUCAAUGAAAAACGAAUUUCCA
Molecule: messenger RNA, 1398 nt
Organism: Amoebophrya sp. A25
Lineage: Eukaryota; Dinophyceae; Syndiniales; Amoebophryaceae
Source: the annotation of a GenBank genome assembly